Talaromyces stipitatus ATCC 10500 is the source of this 1866-nucleotide messenger RNA. RefSeq names its product kinase activator (Atg17), putative. Gene Ontology annotation, cellular component: phagophore assembly site; Atg1/ULK1 kinase complex. Gene Ontology annotation, biological process: activation of protein kinase activity; autophagy of peroxisome; piecemeal microautophagy of the nucleus. NCBI's taxonomy places the organism in Eukaryota, Fungi, Ascomycota, Eurotiomycetes, Eurotiales, Trichocomaceae. The record is from RefSeq and is a predicted model, not a curated record. Bases 1 to 1866 code for a protein of 621 amino acids. Gene Ontology annotation, molecular function: molecular adaptor activity; protein kinase activator activity. The transcript has 2 exons.
AUGUCGCAAUCCUCCGCUAAAACAUCCUCACCGCCUCAAUCCAAAUCAGAGUCUAUAGAACUAGGCCCCCAGGGAGGCGCAGGCCACGACUCGCGUCUAUUGGCCAAAGAGCCCAAAUCUCAAUUGGACACUCUGAUUUCUUAUCUCGUCGCCGCGAAAAGAUCCUUGUCGUCCAUAUACCAUGUGUCUCGUGCCGAUGAAAUCGUCAACACAGCUCGAAAUGCUUUGGAGGAGAGUGUAAUACUGUCUGCAAAAACAGGGUUUCUUAGACGGGGCCAGAAAAACGAGAUUCGAUUAUUAUAUAAUGUCCGGGGUGAAAUCGAGAACAUCUCUCACCGAGGACGUGCUGAGUUUGCCGGUGUGCUGACGGAGCUUGAUGAUGUCGACGACCGCUUGCGUCAGACACUUGACAAGCUACGGCAGACCAUUGUUCAUCCUUCCUUUCGUCCAGAAGGCGAAGAGUCGAAGAGUCUUCAUGACUUUGUGGACGAACGUGGUGUGGAGGAACUGCAAGUAAUUCUAAAGGCUUCUAUAGACCGAAGUACCGCGGCUCAAGCGCAGCUUGACACCUCUAGCUCGAGUUUUGACGAAGAAUUGCGCGCCUUGCAACAUGCACUGGGCAGGUAUCGUACCACAAUGGAAUUAGCGUCUUCACGCUCAUCGCUCUCGGCAUCGUCUCCUGCCGCUUCCAGCCCUGGAAUAGUGACUCCGUCAGCCAUCCCACCCAUGCUACGAUCAUUGGAAUCUCAUGCUCAGGAAAUGGCAGACCUACUUGAGUCACUGGUACAUCAUUUUGAUAGAUGUGUCACCGCCGUAAAGCAUACAGAAGGUGGCGGGGCGGUUGCACGUUCAAUUACUGGGGAUAUGCCUCAAGGUCUCACCGUUCCCCAUACGGAAGACACUGCGGAGGAUGCUGAUUCCAACUCGAAUGACUCAGUUGAUCCUAUGACUGACUCGGACUAUCAAGAUAUGUUAGGCGUGCUUACAAAGGAUGCUGCGGAGGCGGAGGAUGUCGUGCUUGAAAUCCAGGAACGCAGUAGUGAGAUGGAGACUAUCUUGGAAAGCAUUAUUGCACAUCGCGAUUCCGUAAUCACAGUAUAUAAUGCCACGACGGAGAUUUUUGAUCAUCUCUCCAAUCUUGCGACUAGUCGUUUGCCUGAAUUUAUCUCCCAAGCACACGCUUUCACACAUGUCUGGAACGAAGAGCAUGAGCGCAUACGAACUGGUAUGGCAGAUCUCGCCGACCUUCGAUCGCUGUAUGUUGGGUUUCUCGACGCUUAUGAUGGACUUAUCCUCGAAGUAUCCCGUCGGAAACAUAUGCGUCAGGGUAUUGAACGUAUAUUGCGAGAGACUCGUGUUAAGUUGGAUCAACUAUACGAAGAGGAUAUCAAUGCCCGAGAAGCGUUUAGGGUUGAGCAGGGAGACUAUCUUCCGUCAGAUAUAUGGCCAGGUCUUGGGAGAGCUCCGAUGAGAAUCAAGUUUUCAAAGCUAUCUGGCGGUAGACUCCCCGCCAUUGCUGACCAGGACGAUGCCGACGAAGUCCCUGUAGAAGGCACUGCUAUUGAGGAUGAGCAGUCAGGAGAAGGCGGCGACUAUAUACCUGACCUACCCAAGCAUAUCGUUGAUGAAGCUAUUGCGCGGUUGAAAGCCCGAGCCAGAGAGGAUAGUGGCCACCUAAGCGCCUAUGUUCUCGCGAAUGGGGAUCGUUCAAAGGUUGAACGUCCUACGACGCUGACGUCCAACGUGCCAGGAUCCGGUCCCAGCUCUACGCCAUUAAUUUCCCAGAUGAUGAACAAAACAUAUCUGUUUCUUCAGCCUCAGAUCCGUCGUGUGUUCCUAAUCGGUUCACGCAUACUCCUUCCUUAG